AUGACAGAUCCCUUCUUUACCCGAAAACGAAAAUCAACAGGAACAACACCUUCCACCUCUUCAAAGAAACGAAAAGGAAAACCCACGCCAACCAUAUCGAAUGCGAACGACGAAGAAAUUUUGUCUGACGACGAGACUGGACCCGGAUCUGUUGAAUCGAAUGGAUCAAUAACCGAAAGUGAAAGUGAUAGAGAGACACCGGCGGAAAAAAGGCGAAGACUGGCUAAGCAGUAUAUCGAGUCUGUGAAAAAGAAAAUUGGCGAAGGUGAAUUUGAUGCCGCUGAAAUUGAUAGAGAUCUGAUUGCAGAGCGUUUAAAGACAGAUGCUCUCGAAAAAACUGGCCGAGCCUUUAAAGAAAUUGCUGAUACGUUUAAAUUUCCGAUUGACUCUGCGAGCUUAAAAUCUGGACGUCAUGAUCUGGCCGUGACCUGUAUUGCAGUAGCCGAUGGCUUCAAGUACUUUUAUACGGCUUCCAAGGACUGCUCGAUAAGAAAAUGGGACAUAGAAACUGGCCGGAAGCUGCAUGAAUUCCCCGGUGGACGAAGAGGGGUAAAGCAGUUUGAUGGACAUACGGAUCACAUUCUUGCCUUGGCUUUGAGUUCGGAUGGAAAAUACCUGGCCAGUGGUGGAGCAGAUAAGAAGAUUAAUAUCUGGAAUGUUGAUGAUAACAAACUUUUAAAGUGUUUUAGGCAGCAUAAAGACGCAGUGACGGCUCUCGUAUUUCGAAAAGGCGCUAAUCAACUAUACUCAGCGUCAAAGGAUCGCACGGUUAAAGUCUGGAACAUUGAUGAAUUGUCUUAUAUUGAGACACUCUAUGGCCACCAGGACCAGGUAAUGGCAAUAGAUGCAUUGUCUCUCGAGCGUUGCGUCACUGUUGGUAGUGGCGAUCGGACUUGUAGAUUAUGGAAGAUAUCCAAAGAAUCUCAACUUGUCUUCCGUGCCGCGGGAAAGAUUUCAGACGAAGAUAAAAAAGAGGUGCAUCACGGAGGUGGUUUGGAUGCUGUAGCGAUGAUAGAUGAAGAUAAUUUUCUGACUGGCAGCGAUAACGGCACAAUAUCUUUAUGGAAUGUGAAUAAGAAAAAGCCAGUCUACUCUUAUCCGCUUAGCCAUGGCAGCGUAGAAACUUUCUGUCCAGGCUCGCAAAAAAUUGAUAAUCCACGGUGGAUAACAUCUCUCGCUACACUUCGCUAUUCUAAUCUCUUUGCUUCCGGCUCAUGGGAUGGUCAAAUAAGACUCUGGAAAAUAAAGCCAGGGUUACGAUCUUUUGAGUUAAUAUCUACUAUCCCUGUUCCCGGUUUCAUAAAUUCUCUCGGUUUUUUGAUGAUGCCGAGCGAGGAUAAGACGUAUUUAGUUAUAGGAGCAG
Molecule: messenger RNA, 1363 nt
Organism: Paraglomus occultum
Lineage: Eukaryota; Fungi; Glomeromycota; Glomeromycetes; Paraglomerales; Paraglomeraceae
Source: the annotation of a GenBank genome assembly